GGCGUGUCCCGGCAGCUCCAGCAGCCUCCUGCUUCUGUCCCGCACAUCAGAGCCGCCUGUCCCGACGCAAGGACGCUGUUCUCCUCCUCUCCUCUCCGGAGCAACAGCAAUCUGCCCCUGGGGAGAGGAACGAGGACCCGGCAUGCAGACACACCGCUGAAAGGACCGGGACGGGAUAUGAUUUUUAUUUAUUUAUUUUUUUAUUUUUUGCUGAGAACUUUUAAUGAUUCUUUAAGAAGAUGCAGGUUUUCCUCAAUGAUCAGUUAAAAUCAGCAGAGGAGGCGCUUCAGCAACCCAUCAACUGGAAUUACUAAUAUAAACACAGAAACUUCUGUAGCAGAAAUUCACUGGGAAACUUUCUUGUCUGUGUUUUUUGGAGAUGGAGCCCGAGGAGGGGAAAGUCUCGGUAUGGGUCUGCCGAGAGGAGAAGCUGAUCUCCGGGCUGACUAAACGAACCACCUGUGCCGACGUUGUGAGGGUUCUGCUGGAGGACCAGAACCUGCAGCAGGGCGCCGCAGCCGCGAUGCUGUCCGGCUCUCCGCAGUCCUACUGCGUGGUGGAGAAGUGGAGGGGCUUCGAGAGGAUUUUGCCCAACAAGACCAAGAUCCUGCGGCUGUGGAGCGCCUGGGGAGACGAGCAGGAGAAUGUCCGGUUCGUCCUUGUGAAGAGCGAAGCUUCGCUGCCCAACAACGGGCCCCGCAGCGCCGAGGCGCGGGUCGUCCCGAGCCGGGAGAGCGGCGGCCCGGGUGGGCUGCUCAAGGGCACCGCUAAGAGCUGCUGGGUCGCCGCGGCGGCUGCUGCCAACAUGUCCCAAGAGAAGCAGAGGCGCAUCGUCCGGAAGGCCUUCAGGAAGUUGGACAAAAUGAACAGAAAGAAGGAACAGACAGUACCUAAGGAUAAAAGUUCAGUGGAGAAGAUGGAGACCCUGGUCCACUUGGUGAUCUCGCAGGAUCACACCAUCCGGCAGCAGAUCCAGAGAAUCAAGGAGCUGGACCGGGAGAUCGAGCGGUACGAGGCCAAAGUGCACUUCGACCGCAUCAAGAGACACGGGGUGAACUACGUGCAGGACACGUACAUGGUGGAGUCCUCCGCGGAGAGCCCGGCUCCAUCCGCGGACGGGAAGCGCAAAGCGGAGCGCCAGGACGUGCGCUGCACGGCGGAGGCGCUGGCGCAGUUCGAGGAGUACGCGCGCCGCUGCGAGGAGGUGGUGCGGCUGCAGGAGGAAGUGACGGAGCGGGAGGCGCUGGUGGAGAGCAUCACCGGGGAGAUCCAGGAGGAGCUGAACCGGCGCUGGAUGAGGCGGCGGCGGGACGAGGGAGCGUCGGAAGAUGCGCAGGACACUGACAGCGCCGCGGAGGAGAUGAGCCUCUGCGAGCCCUCGGAUCCAGCCGUGGAGCCAGAUGUGGAGAGCCUGUCAGAGAACGAGCUCCUGCUGGAGGAGGAGAGGAUAAAAACCCAGCUGGACACGAGUCUGUACAUCGGCCUGAGGCUCAAGACGGACCUGGACGCCAUCAGAGGGGACCUGGACCUGAGUCUGGCACUCUGGGAAACCAAAGAGAGCGAACUGUUGGACCUGCUUGCCAAAGUUGAGACCAUGGAGCUGGAGCAGGCGAACAAACAAUUGACUGACGAUGAAAAGGAAGAACUGCCUGUGAGCCGUGCAGAGGCUGACCCGGGGUCAGUGGAACAGAGCACGGGUUGGGUGGAGCAGGCUAGAGGUCUGUCAAAAGCCUGCAGCAUCAAUGAUGAGGAUUCGGACACGGGCCUGAGCUCAAUGCACAGCCAGGACUCCGACAACCCUCCCGUGUGUGAAUCACUGGUGUAAUGCAUCUUUGUGUCGCAGCAUCUUAGGUUUUUAUGCAGUUCAGUGAGACAAACUCAGUGGCAUCGAGAGAAAUCAGCCUUGGCUUCCUGAAAUAUAUAUAAAAAACACAUCUCUGUGUGACACUGCAACUCUACAGCAAUAAUCUCUGUAAGCUUAGACAGGAAAGCAUGUGUAGUAGAGGCUUGGUAAGAUGUGCUGCUCCAUAAGCUGAUCUCUGGCCUCCAUCUUGGGUCAAAAUAGCAUAAUUUAUUAGAAGAAGUAGCCUGGAGGAGUGUUAUAACUAUUAGCUUAGAAUCCAUUGUCCUGUAACAAGUGCUGAGAUGAACAUGAUCACAGUUCACAGUGUGCUAUAAUGGCGAUGGACAGCAGCUUUGAUGUAAGAGUCAAAAUCGGCUGUGAUGUUUAUUUCAAGAUAUAUUGGCAUGUCAGCUGCAAAGGUGAUAAAAACAGAUCCAAAGAAAACAGUCAUUUCAAAAUAACAGUAAACAAAUCACCACUUGCUGUUUCAUAUUCUGAAUGGUGGAAACUUUGGAAAGACAAACUUGUAAGUUUCACAAAUUUGAAUAAAAACACCAUUGUUUACAUAUCCUGCUAAGCAAAACUGAAGGUUCACGUAAUUAUUAUUUUUUUUUUGUGUCUAUUUUUCUUUGGGUAACAGAUUAUUAUGGGAUAGAUAUGAGGUUCUCUUAGAAUGCUCACCUGACUUAAAUUAUUUUACUUAAAGCAGAAAGUUUACCCUACUGCUGUUCAAACAAGGUAUUUAAGUACCUUACUUCUACAUAUUUUGACUCCAAAGCGUAGAUUCAGUAAAAAUAGAAAAAUAAAACAACCUAAUAACCACCUUUUGGACUUAAAGUUAGUUUUUGUGUGCAGAAAUACUAACAAACUACCAAAUUUUACAUUCUUAUUAGCAUUGAGAAAGCUGAGAGCCUUUCUUUUAGCCAGCUGACUGGUUUUGGGCAGUAACAGGUGUUGGGAGAGAAAACUCCAGUGGUUCUGGCACUUUCUCUGGUCUCUUAAUAAAAGGACUUUGAAUCAGUUUUAGAGGUUUUGAAACAUUUUACAACCUUGACAAUGGCCCAUGUUUAAUCAUAAAUUUAUUUUUCUUUAUUUAUUAAUGUGCCUCUUUUACUGGUCAACUGUCUAAAAAUUAAACACUUAUUUUUUGACACAGUAUGCCAAAGAACCUUUCACUCUUAAAAAAAAAGAAAAGCAAGAAUUAAAUUCUGCAUAUUUUAUAGCUAAAUUUAUAUCUCAAAUCAUCUUAAUCCAAAAAAGAAGGUGUCUCCUUGCUUUUAUUUCCAUCAUUAAAGUUAUGCAGGAAACAAAAGGAAUAGAAUUUCAUCAAAAGGUAAAAGGAAAAAAAAAAGUUAUAAACUAGUGAUGAUCAAUAUUUUGAACAUAUAUUUUAAUGAUGUUAUAUGGGAUGAUAAAAAAGUGUAAAAAAAUACAAAUUCAAGUCCAAUCACAGUUUGCAAUUGGGACAUUUUUCUUUAGUGAGCUCUGAUCGGUGACUGGCAGGUCAAUUAACAAGUCAGAUUAUAUUCCCUGGUCAUUAAAUGCAUCCAAAACUCAAUAAAAACUAAACACUUAUUAGAUGAAGACAUGAAACUAGACAGGUAAACAGUGCCUGGGUUUGAUCAUAUUCUGAAUCACAGCCUUUAUCAGAGACCAACAGAGAUUAAAGUAGAAAAACAGACAAAACAGCAAAAGCAUGCAACAAUCGUAACAAUUGCUUUCAUUAAUUUAUUACCAUCACAAAAUAAAUAUUUUUUGUAAAUUCUUAACUUCCUCCCCACAUUUCUCCCAUCACUAUAGUGAAUAAUUAUCUCAUAUAUAAGUUCACCGUGGUUAAGAGUUGAUCUAGUUGGUCAUUUUUAUAUUAAUUGUAAAAAGUUAGCAUAUUCAACCUAGUUCAGUUCAACUAUAUUGUAAAUUGUCUCUAACCAUUCGUGACUAGCAAAGGAAAAGGUUUAAAAUGAAACAGAUUGCUAGUGAUUGAAGCAGAGAUCUCAUAUCUACCCCCCAUUAAGAUCCAUAAACUGUGGAUCCUACAUUUCACGAUUUUGAGACCUUCGAUCAGAAGACCCUCUGCCUAACUUUUUAAAUCCCACGUCACGGUUUGUCGGAUCAACUUUAGAUCCCUCCGAUGACGUCAUCGGGCCGAUGGAGACGGAACACAUCAUACACCUAUUUUAUUUUAUUUAUUUAUUUAUUUUUUUCCAGACUGGUUUUAGCUCUCCCGACGUUGAACACUAGUGGGUGAAACUGGCGCAGCGCUCCUUUAAAUCCGUUUUUGGAUUAUUGUUGUAACAUCAGUUCGGUUGCUCUAAAGGGCUUUGUUUCCAUGUAAAGCUUCUUAGUCCACCAUAAUCAAUGUGGGCCAAGAAGGCAAGGCUUUUUUUUUUUUUAUAUAUAUAUAUAUAUAUCAAGGUUCAGGUCAAAGAAUUGUUGCUCCUUUUGUCACAGAAAUGUUGUGUAGCGCGCAGUGAGACGGCACGUCUCCGCGCUCGUUAUCUAGUGUGUCGUAAGCAGACCCACGUGAACAUUUUGGGACGUUAGUUUAGAGCAGACUGACACGACGGAAACUGUUACACUGACUUACAGGAGCAACGCUGCGUCUGAAUCCUUACGCCGCUGCACGUGCAAGUCCUUCUGCGAGUUCAAACACCUGUAAGAGAAUUGGACUUUCGAGAUGCUUUCUAGAACAGACCCAUUUAGUAAUCCUGCAGUUGCUGCAUGUCUGAACGCUGUGACAUUAAGGAGAACUAUUUUCAGCUAUGGUUCACUUUUUUUUUAACCCUGAGAAUAGAUGCUGCAGAAAAGUGUUCGCUGUGAUUUCCAGCCGAGCUGGCUCCUCUGAGACCUGCACAGACAACAAGCAUCGCAGCAGAAGUGAUUCAUCACUUUAAGGUCUUACUUCAGUAAAAAAACAAACAAAAAAAAAAAAACAUAAUUUACUUUGUAUGUCGUCAGGAUGUUGUGUUGUCAAACUUAUAUGUCUGACUGUUCAACUGUAAAUGUGAGCAAUAUUAUUUUUGUGACGAUUAGAUUUAAAAAAAAAAAAAGAUGAUACUGUUCCUGUGGAGUUACCAAAAAUGAGCUAAUUUAUGUCUCUUGAUCAGGGACUCUUUUGGCAUCUCACUGACAUUCAUAUUUCUUUUUCUAUAUAUUUGCCACCUAGUUUAGUAACUCUGAAGUAAAAAAAAACAAACA
Poecilia latipinna (sailfin molly) is the source of this 5041-nucleotide messenger RNA. RefSeq names its product ras association domain-containing protein 10. The coding region runs from base 380 to 1825 and encodes 481 amino acids. The transcript has a single exon. Gene Ontology annotation, biological process: signal transduction. The record is from RefSeq and is a predicted model, not a curated record. NCBI's taxonomy places the organism in Eukaryota, Metazoa, Chordata, Actinopteri, Cyprinodontiformes, Poeciliidae.